UGCUGUAUGUUUAUUUUGGUCCGUAAACGAUCAGAUUUACGUAAAUUCUAUUUUAAGCAGAUAAUUGAUUGGAAACAAUUUUAAACGAUCGUAACAAAACACACGAAACUUAUUAAUGUUUUCCCAUUUUUUUGGCCGUACAUCGUGCCGGUUCUCAAACUACAAUGAGCAUUUAUUAGGUAUGGUCCGAAAUGUUUUGUUUUUUUUUCCUUUUUCCCUUGUGGCCUACAGUUUGAUUGGCCAUCAACCGCCCGCCGUACGAACGAACGGAGAAAUCGAGUUCAAUGUUACGCGACGAUGACGUUGCAUUCGAUUAAACACUAUUCUGGUACGAUUUCAAGUUCAUCUAGACCUCUACCUCAUAUUCAUCCCCAUUCCUUAUGAUUGAGUUUACAUGGUUGGUAUUUUUUCGAGCCGCAUUGUUAUUAGCAGCAAAUCAUUCACUCUCCGAAGAAUAUAUGUCAAAAUCCCCGUGUAAAUAAUGUGCUUUACCAUUUCUGUUUGUCGCUUACUUCCGCAAACAUUUAAUCGAAGUUCAAGCUUCGAAUGAAGUAAAAGCGAAAGCUAAAGCAAGUUAGUUUAGUAUUUUAAUUAUAAAACUUAACAUUUGGGGUAAUAAAAUAUUUUUAUUAAUAAAAUAAAUAUUACGGCUAAACGCCGUAAUAAUUGAAUAUAAAUAAAAAAAAACACAAAAAAAUUAAUAAUUAAUAGUAAAGAAAUUUGUUUUGUCACUUCAAUUUGCUACCUUCACGAUCACAAUGAAAUUUCAAUCGAAACCUUCAUAGGCAAGUUGUUAAGCACCUUUUCAUGUGUUUUCUUUUGCGUGGAUUGUUAUUAUUUUGUUGAUCUUAUUACAUCCAAAAUAACAAAGUCAAUAACCGAUCCGAAACCGCGUGCCUCGAUCAAUGUUUCGCUCAAUCAACCGGUAAAAGGAGCUCUUUGUCGUGAACCUGUUUCCUGUGCAUGGGGCACGGUUCCAUUUAUAACUUUUUUUUAGAACCAUAGCAAAUUGAGCCACCACCAUACAGGAAGUAGUACACAGGCACACACAUACCUCACGCAAUGCCUGCCAGUAGCACGACAGGUGGACCUCGUUGACUACCGUCUUUGGCAAACGAUCGAUCAGCGAAAGGAAACGAGACACGCGAUUCGAGUAAGCUGGUCCGGGCUGAGAACAAAUUCACGAGUUCUAGCACUCCCGGCCCGGUCACAUUCUCCCGGCCGAAGGCAUGCACCAGUUUUCCUUGAAUCAUUAAAUUGAGGAGUGAAACAAAAUCUAGAAUAACGCGUGAACACCGGUUCAUGAUCGGUGCUUAGCAAUUCAACAAACGAUUGCGGUUCGUGCCUUGUUUGAAAGCCGGGAUUGGAACCGACUUCCUACUGACCGGGUGGUAAAAACGAGACGAAUUACGAGAGAAGAAAGAAAAAAAAUCUCCACAGAUCAUACACCUAACUGCGCUCGAUUCUAGCGUGAUCCCUCUCGGCGCCGCAUUCAUGUCUUGUGAGCAUCGCUUGAACUAAUCCGGAAGAGGUACACUUUAAGGACACUUUAAGCGCUGGUGCUUUAAAUUAUUUUGCAGCAUUUUAUCGUCUUCUUUCUGUUGAAGGGCUUGCAAAAAUAGAAAAAAACCACUGUCAAACAUAACCAAAUAAACAUUUUUACAGCUCUAACCGCCCGGAAACCUACUAUUUGCACGAUGAAAUAGGUCCAUUACUCUACGAAAUCUUUACGACACGAAAGCUGAUGAUGAAGAUGAGGCAAACGGAUCGUUAUCAUCGCGUGUCUCGUACAGUUUAAUCUUUUUUCACCAUUUCGACGAAACUUCCGAGUCAUAAGCACACAAUAGUAAACCGCAAAAUUCAAGCGAAAUUUACCACUGUGCUGAAGUGUUUUUGCGGAAUUGGUGUUAUAAUUCACGACAGACUACCUCGUAUAGGAAUGCAAAAUAGGAAAUAGGAUUGAAGAUGAUGAAGUAACCGCUUUUUCGAUUAAAUUUGAAAAGCUGCAGCAUCACGUUUUACAGCAUGAACUAUGAAUCUAUCCAUCGUGGACAGCACCUUUGGAGCGUUAUAAAUAUAUCAACAAGCUGUGAGUUAGCAUGGGGAAGUACGUACGACCAUCCUUUUCAAUAGAGUUAUUCUACGAAAUGUCAAGAUGAGUUGUAUUCAGUUUGUUUAUAAAUUAGUUAGUUAGAAAACAUUAAUAUGAAAACACUUUCAUGUGACUCAAAUAGCAAUUCUUGAAGAAACAGACCAAACAGUCAUAAAUCAUACUUCAUACUUUAGUACUUGAUACGCAAUGGAAUGUUAGAAUAGAAAUGUAACGCACGACCGACGAAAUAUAUUUGUAUAUUUUAAAAAAAAUUUCACGUAUAAUUUGUUCUCUAUUGUCGCACAAUUAUCCAAUUUCUAGUUAUAUUGAUAUUAGUGUUUUAAUUUAUUUAAUAAAAGUUCAUGGUUUUUUAAUUUUAAAAUGCCAUGUAACAUUACUGUCUUGGUGUAUGAAAAAUUAUUAUAUGUUAGUUCAUUAAUUAAUUUAUUUUUUUUAAUUUCCAAAAAAAAAACUUUUACAACUGUUUAAUCUUUGUCAAACUCUAUUUGUAAAUAUUUUUAUAUUUCUAAAGAUAUUUUUUUAAGAAACAUAUCUCAGUAAAUUUUAGCAAAACUUAUUGGCAGGAAAACACAUCACCAAAUUUUUAUUUUGAAAGUUAUUUCUUGUUUACUAAGUUAGAAACAAAAUUGAAGCAAAUAUUAUCGUAAAAACUUUAAAAAAUUAAAAAAAGAAGACAAUUGAAAAAGUAGUAGAAAGAUAGUUGAAGUGAGGAAAUAUUUUCUCAGUUAUAAAAAGCGUGUGUUUUAUUGUUAAAAUAAAAUCAUGUAAAAUGUGAAAUUUAUGGUCAUGUUUUUAUUUACCGAGUAAAAUGGAAAAAUCUUAAUAAUGAAACAUAAAAGACACAUAAACUUUUAUUUUAAAAUUUCUUUUAACGACCUUAAACUUUUACUGCCCAGCCUGUCACCGACGGUCCGAAUUUCGAAACAUCAAUCAAGCUUCCAUACACAAAUUCAGCGAGAGUAUAGGAGUAAAAGAAACCCAUAAAAACGCAUAACCUUUCCCCAUUCACUAAUUUUCUAUUUACAAUGUCAUCACAGCUACUAUAGUGUGCGAUGCUUAUAAAUAAAAUUUUCAUCAUUUCCUUAUCAAUGUUGCAACGUUUAUGUGCCGUUGUCUCUCAACCAGAAGCAUUGAUUUAUCACCACCAGCGAGAAUUUCAUUGAUUAGCCACAGCAAUGCACAGCACAGGUGGGUCCGUCGGUGACCUUAUGUUGCAGCGAAUAUGGAAAGCACCGUAAUCUGUCGAUCGUCACGAGCUGUGCCGCGUAAAUUGCUUUCAGCGGUGUAAUCCAUCUGGCCAUAGGUGGUUUGGUUUAUGUUUUCGCACACACAUCAUGCCGGACGGAUUGGUGCCACCGUGCAUCCCUUUUCCGUUCGAAAACAGUGAUGUGUGAGCCCAGAUUCGCCUAAUUGUGCCGAUGGCCUUGCCGAUGCUAGCGGAUGAUUAUUACUCCUCUUUUUUUCGCCACCCGUUAGUUCUCGUAAAAUGGAAAAUAUUCAACAAACGACUCAUUUUCGUGCCGGGACGUUUGGUAACAUAAUCGAUUGCAAAGGUAUGAUGCGCUCUCGAUCGAAAGGGGCAUUAUGCAAACAAACGUACCAUCGUUCACACCUUCCGCCCAGGGUGACUGUGGUGAGCUAAAUGAUUUAGUAGCAAACGAUCAUUGUACCUUGGAAUGAGGCAAGAAAACUGUUUUUCUUUCUUUUGUUGCUCCCUCUCUCUCUCUCUCUCUCUCUCUCUCUCUCUUUUCCUUCAUCUUUUAGCAUGAAUCACACAUAGAUGAUCGCUUGGUACUGAUUACAAACUGAGCCGAAAUCGAACGGGCUUGGCUAUAGUUACUAUUACAGCACCCAUUUUUCUGAUACGGCCCAUUCCAAAUAGGAAAGAUUCGUUCAUACCCGAGCCAAAGCAGAAUCGAAUUAUAAGUGAGGUUAUGCUCACACGUAAAGUUUGUUUGGAGAGCAUAAUUUACAUAACUGAUGAGUGGAUAAAGCUUCAACUGAAUGACUACAAGCUCGAAUCAAACCGUAGUUUAACAGAAAAAAAGCUUGUUACGAUCAAACCAAGGUAAAAACAAUCACUCUGUUCUGGUUCUAUUUGCCUUGUUCCUCUCUCUCCCUCUGUAUCUGUUCCAUCAAAAGUGACCCUAAUGAUCACUUCAAAACAAUUUCAAUCAAUGCUUAAUUGCUGUCGUUAUGUGUACCUUUUAGAGUGAAAAUAAAAAAAAGCACAUAUGCAAGAAAAAUAGACCAAGCCAUUAAGAGGGCCUUAAAGAUCACGUUGCGUUGCAAUAAAGGACUAAUACCUUUUGUCGGAAGAUAAGACAUGAUUGCAGUGCGAUUUCAAAAGUCUUCAAGAUAAAAUUGUCUUAUAUCAGUUUGUUUGAAGAGUUACAAAUGUCCCAUAAGUAAUUUAUUCCAAUUGCUCAUCCAAAAGGCACACAAAACUGAUGCCCUUUUAUUUGUUGAAGUAUUACUGAGUGAAUAAAAAAAAAACCACGAGCAACAUGUAUUGCACUCCAUUCUGCAAAGAUAAAACGAUAGCAAAACAACAUCUUUCUCACGUCGAGUCGGGAAUUGGGAAUUUCCCUUAUGGAAAAUGAUAUUUCUUUGUGCAUAUUCAUAACUCAUUACUCAUUCGCUCAUCAUUCGGUCGUCUAGAGCCACUAAAUAUUGGGAAAGUAAACAUUCGUCGUUUUGGAGAUUGGUUCAAAGUUUUGUUUACCACACUGGUGCCACAUGGCCAAACGUCUGCUAAAUAGACCUUCUCCACAAAAAACAAAACCCUCCUUCAUGAUCCAAUAUGAUUGUUGGUUAGAAAAACGAAGUAGAGAAAAAAACAGAAAACUCCACUUCCUCGUUACUACCUACAUUGGAAUGCCAAGCAUCACGGUUUUGUACAAUGGUGAGUGGUAGUAUAUCCGUCUGUGUAGUUCCGGUUUAAGCUCUAAGUGGAUCAAUGUCUCGCGGCACAAAAUAUUGCACCCUCUCGAAAGGCGUAUUGCAGCUCUGUACGUGGCUGCACCUGAAUAGGGGCAAGGCGUAUUAUUCCUUCGCGAAUUACUUCCUUCACGAUACGAAAUGCCACCGAGUGUUCUACUACCCUCCAACCGGUUGAUGUAGGGGUUGAAACAGAUAAGACAGAUGUGGUUGUAAAAUCAUUAAAGCUAUUUUACCAUCCUGACGUUCGUGCGACACGGUUUAGAAAAACAAAGACACUGCGGCUUUAUCGGCAGUCACCGCGUUAGUACUGCCGAACUGUCCGGGAAGCUGAGCUUUAUCUCUCAAUUUUGCACGAUCAUAAAGUUUGCCGCGGGGGUACAGCAGCACGAUAUUUCGUGGCCUGGUGUCUAGAUUGUCCCUAUGUCAACGACGAGCCAGGUGAAGGAAGGUUUUGGAAUCUUCACUGGGAUCCACAUAUCUGGGAGGGUAUCGGUUGGAUCAUAAAAGUGCAUGACCUCGAGCAAUCAGCUGUUGAGUCGGUGGGAAGUUGCUGCACUUUGUAUGGCCUUAUGUCUAUAUGUAACCGCGAGAUGAUCGCGCAUCAGUUGAUUGUCCCACACUGUGCGCGCUUGCAAGUUGCAUCGGUUUGAUCUGAUGCUUGAAACAUCGACGGAAAGCCACCGUAACUCACGUGCUGUGAAGCCAAGGCCGGGGCUAACACAGAUACGGCGAUAUGUGGAGGUGAUGGCGUGAGAUCGCUGUUUGUUUCUCUUAUGCAAUUAGUGAUUUAUUGUUCUAUCGUCAUCAUCGAACUAACCAGAUGAUUAACCAAAUCUGUUCGUUCUCAUAUUGGUUGAGAACUUCGUGGUACAACACAAAGCGACGUAGACCUUGCACAUGGGCCAACCGAUAUGAAUGUCGAUCAUGAACAUAUGUUUCAUGGUACGAACUGUUCCAGUUCCGCCACAGGCACACAUGGCCAUUAGUAUUCGAGCCCAUGUCGACAAUUACAACGCGACAAUAGCAUCAUCAACAAGACGUUCGAUGAUGGAGUUUUUGUGUCUUUAAACACCCUCCACCAAAACGGACGGACGCUCGUUUGCAAUUGCUACGUGCAUGCACCCGUGCCUGAGUGCAAUUUUAAUGCAGCGCGGUCCUAUUCAAACCUUCAGGCACGCAUACCAAACGGGACCACGUGUGAUGCGGUAUCUAGCCGCAACAGGCACGCACCGGUGCUUUUGCAUAUGUAAAUGAGGAACGAUUUACGUACGUGGAAGUGGUUGGGCAGCUAUUUGUAAUAUGCGUGCAAUAGUUUGUGGGUGAUUGAUGUGGUGCAGUAGAACAUUCAUUCGACAAAGAAACGGUAAAGUUUGAGAAUGAUCACGAUUAACACAAUGAGAAAAUGAAGAAUUAGUAAAAUUUAAUUUAAAACUUAAAUACCUUAAAGCUAUCUUAUAUAUGGAAGGAUUGAUAAGAUCCAAAAAGAAAGUCUUUUUUCUCCCCAUUUCUUAAAUCGCCUCUUUUCUCCUCUAUCUCAAAGUUUUACUGAUUUUGAGCACAUCCUAUACUCUUCAAGGAAAAUCACAAUGAAGAAACGAGAACAUCAUUUUAUCCGAGUUUAGCCUCUAAAGCACUAAACUUAACCAAGGUCACAUACGGCGUCAGUAGCUAUCUCUGGUUGGUUUUAUUGGAUAGUUACGUAUAACCUCCACAGCUAGUCAUGAAUAGGCAGAUAACCAUUUUAUAUUACAGCUCUUCACAUAUUUUCAUGUACACUUUACUCGUCCAAACAAAAGAAUUGUUUCACUUGCUCAACAAAUUCCUCGAGAUACUAAAGGUAUUAUUGAAGGAUUUUAAAAUUUGAGAAAUGUUGCACAGCUUCGAAGUUACUCUGUAAAUUAAGCUAUUACUUGCUCUGGUAAAUAAUAUUUCCAAUCCCUUCAAAAGCUAACCGUAAAUGUCCAAAGUGUAAACUUAAGCAUCACUUCACGCAAACACACGCUUCCAACACCUUUUGAACAGCCCGUUACGUCCACCAAGCAUAUCACUGUUAAACUGUCCAAAUUCCAAAACUGCUCCACUUUACUCGCCCUGCCAACAUUCUUCAACGACCUUGCAGCAGGUUGACUGUUUGUAAAACAUUCCCACCGUGAACGGUGUCCACGCGACCCGUGUGCCAACGUCAGCGCAAACAUGCGGCGCGAAAGGUAUGCAUCAAUGGUGGAAUCCGUGGCACACGACAACCGUGUCCGGUGUUCAAGUGGGUCUGGAAUCAGUUCACGAUGAAGUGUCGCAUCUUUUGCGCCUUGCUGUUAAGUGCUUUCGUGCGUUUCGGCCACUCGUGGGAUCUCGGCUCGAUCGGGAUCGAUCGAUUCCGCGUGCGGCACGUUUCGUUGUACCACUCGAGAGCAUUCCUAACGAUUGAAUCAUCCAACGUGUCUCUGGUGGAAACAACCUGGCCCGAAAAUACGGGCCAUCAGAGGCCUCGCGUGCUGUCGAGCGAUUGGGACGAAGGGUCGUGUCGUGGAUUGAGACAGGUGCUGGGUACGGAUAUUGAUCGACUUGCCCGGCUGUGGGUGCUUUGUGGAGCGGACCGAGACAAGUUAACCUGUCCACCGAAACUGGUCAUUCGUAGUUUACUUAGCCCUGCUACGGGUGAGAUACACCACCAGUUUCGUGUGACCGAUAAUCAACGAUUUCACGCGAUUGUUGUUGACCCAGUACCGGCUAGUGAUGGAGAUACACGUGCGUUUAUAACCCUUCUAGAUGAGGAUCACAUACUGCUGUACUCCUUGUUUAAGCGUACGAUAGGCAAGCUACAGUUUCAAAAGAACGAUCUUACCUCACUGCAUCCGAUCUCCCUUUCGGAGGUGACGAUCAACAACAACCAGCUGUACAUAGCAGAUACGGUGAGCAACCGCUUGUUCGCACUUCCCGUCCGGAACAUACGUCAGCUCGCUUUUCCGGAAGAUGGCGUACGGAAGAUCAUUAUGAAAACGAAAGUUACCUAUCUCGGACGGUUGCUCGGUCGACCAUGUGGUUUGAAGCUGGACUUCCGCGACAACCUGCUGUACGUGUUGCAGCGCGACGGUGCGAUCGUCAAGUGGACACCGGGACGUUCGCUGAAGGCGGAAAAUCACCGUGUCAUCCUGCAGCAAGGUUCGAACAUUACGCAGAUCAUCCUCGGAAUCGCCGGUAAAGCUUGGGCCGUAUCCGCGGAAUAUAUAUCACACGCAACCUUUCGACAUUGCUUGAAGAUUGAGGUUUAAGAAGGCGUUUUUUUUUAAUUCAGUAGGAAAGAGAACUGUGAUAAUGCAUCUCAAUGGUACAUGUUGGAAAUAUAUUGUUUACGUAUACCCUAAAGAACAGUUUCUUGUUUCAUAUCUCCAGUGGUUGACGAUAUUACACCGAAAGAUCCUGGUUUUGAACCUGACAAACAAGUUAUAUUCUCAAUCAAAAAUAAGAUUAUCCCGCAGUUUCCAGUUCACAUUCCAAUAGCUGCCGGGAAUGUAAAAUAAUCAAAAUUAGCGUCACCAGUUUAGUGACGUAGUUGACCGAAAAUAAAAACAUGUUUUAGCUUAUACGGGUAGACUUGACUUUGCCUCUUUCACGAACCAAUCCUUCCUCAACAUACCUUGCUCUUGACCUUCGCGCACAUUGAUGGCCAAUUCGUUUGCGAUCGAUACACAGGGCGCUUAGCAGUACACGGCGCUCGGUAAACCGGCGCUUGUCUGUUGACUUGUCCAUGAUGUCCGUUACGGUGACAUUGAAAUUCGCUAACCGUAAAUCCUUACCGAUCGGCCAUGCACACUGCCGGCAAAGGGUUGUAGGUACCGAUCGUUCAUGCGGAAAAAAACUUGUUUUGCCAGUACAUUCUACACAUACAAACCACGCAGAAGGAGGUUACCUCCCAAAAAGCCUUCGGACAGCAAAAUUUUAACGGCUUGUAUUAAUUUAACGGACGGCUUUUAAAACGAUCUAUGAUAAUGUGUUUUUUAUGCAUGUCGGUAGUUGGAAUGUUUGUUUUGUUAAUUCCAUUCGAAUUCUCUAAUUCUCCCUCUCACGUGCUGCAAAGAUUUAUUACAUUUGUGCGAAAUCCGUUUGAAAGUGCAAUAAAUUAUCCAUUAACUGCUUCUUAUCUGCAAGCUCUGCUAAAUGGAACCGACAACUUGGCUUAUGAUUUGUUUUUUCAUCUUUUAUU
Messenger RNA from Anopheles funestus (African malaria mosquito), 9257 nucleotides. RefSeq lists its product as uncharacterized. The transcript has 3 exons. The coding region runs from base 7339 to 8325 and encodes 328 amino acids. The record is from RefSeq and is a predicted model, not a curated record. Lineage: Eukaryota; Metazoa; Arthropoda; Insecta; Diptera; Culicidae.